UGUCAAAAUUGAUCCGCAAUCCCGUCUGACGUGUUUUGCUUCGUUCCGGGAAUUCUUUGUGGCGUACUGAAAUCGGUAAAAUCGUCGUUCGGAGGAUCAAUCGUCAGGUGUAUAAUUAAUCGUAGUUAUCCCUAAGUGAGCCGGAACCAGUGGUGUAACCGGGGACAGUUAGCGCAGUGUUCGGAUUUGACGGAUUUCGCUUACGUGUAAUUACGACUGUGGCGACAGCUCAUCUUUUAUUGGUUAUCGGGGAAAACGAUGUCUCGAGCAUCGGAAGAGUGAUUGUGCUGCAGUAAAGUCGGUCGUUCAGUGAUAAAAAGACUAAUUCAGAAGAUUCAAUAACACGUAUUUUCUAACAUUGUUCGUUUGAACACCCUCUUUGUGGGACACCCUGAUUUGCCUGAUUUAACCGGACCGACAUCAGUGGACAGUGCCUAGUGCGCGGUGCAAUUACAAGUGUAAAGCAAACAUCACAGCCAUCAAAGAAGUGCAGCGAGCGAAGCAACUACUGCGCGCGACAAUUCUUCCCGUCUUCUGCCGAACCCUUCAGGGGACCGUCUUGAAGGUAACCGAGAUAUCUCCGGGGUACGAAUAGGUAGUAAUAAUUGGCACUAGAAUGCUAUUGACUGAUUUGCGUUUGCUCUAGUUUCCGAUCGCAAUCGGUAGUGGAAGCGUGCGUGUUUGUGGUCAGCACUGGGAAAGUUGUGUUAGAAGUUACUUAUUUUGGUUCAAGUGUUCAGUAGAUUGGUUUGUUCGCACUAGAAAAUCAUGAAGUCUCCUGGUGGAGGAGCGGCAUUCAGUGGUGGAUUUGCCGAAUUCCUGGGAAGCAUUUUUAAUGUGCGUUUAGCGGAACGAGCCGCGGGUGGAAAAGAAGCCGACGGUAAAGGGGGCAAAUAUGACUACGACUACGAGCGACUUGCCCAAGAACCGCUAAACGGUGGGCAUCACAUGCAGCAGCAUCAUCAGCAUGGACGUGGCUUCAUCAAUGGAUCAAUCAAGGGUGACAGCAGCCCAGCCGGGGGUGAACCGGAAGAGGACAAAGAAAUGCUGCUGUCUACCAUGGAAGCGUCCCACUACUCGGCCCAGGAGGUGGCCGCCCGGCUGCGGGUGGACGUCCGGACCGGGCUUCGGUGGGCCGAGGCCAACAGUCGGUCGAAGAUCGUCGGUUACAAUGAACUGAACGCCCUGGACGACGAACCGACGUGGAUGAAAUACGUCCAGCAGUUUAGAAAUCCUCUCAUUUUGUUACUAUUAGGUUCUGCGGUGGUGAGUGCGUGUAUGAGACAGUUUGAUGAUGCUAUCAGCAUCACGAUAGCGAUUAUUAUCGUCGUGACAGUCGCUUUCAUACAGGAGUAUAGAUCUGAGAAGAGCUUGGAAGAGCUGAAAAAGUUGGUGCCGCCUGAAUGCCACUGUCUACGAGAAGGACGAUUGGAAACAUUCCUCGCAAGAAACCUUGUUCCUGGUGAUAUAGUUUACUUAAACGUCGGUGAUCGGGUACCGGCCGACAUUCGGAUAUUUGAGGCGUACGAUUUGUCGAUCGAUGAGUCUAGUUUUACCGGUGAGACGGAACCGGCACGCAAGAGCACCGAGGUAGUGCUCAAUGUGAACAACAGCAAGAACCAUACCGGCAUGAAGAACAUCGCCUUCAUGGGAACGUUAGUUAGGUGUGGUAAUGGAAAGGGAAUUGUAGUUAGUACGGCCGAGAAGAGUGAAUUCGGAGAGGUCUUCAAGAUGAUGCAAGCCGAAGAAGCUCCAAAAACGCCACUCCAGAAAUCAAUGGACAUUUUGGGAGCUCAACUGAGUUUCUAUUCAUUCUGCAUCAUCGGAGCAAUUAUGUUGCUCGGUUGGAUUCAAUCCAAACCUUUGGUAGAAAUGUUCACCAUUGGUGUGAGCUUGGCCGUCGCUGCCAUCCCCGAAGGUCUACCGAUCGUUGUAACGGUGACAUUGGCGCUGGGCGUCAUGCGGAUGGCCAAACGCAACUGUAUCGUUAAGAAACUGCCCACGGUGGAGACGCUGGGUUGCGUAACUGUGAUCUGUUCGGACAAAACGGGUACCAUCACCAAAAACGAAAUGACCAUCACGGUCAUUAUCACUUCGGAUGGAUACAUGGCUGAUGUCACAGGAGCCGGGUACAAUGACAACGGUGAGAUUCACAUUCGUGACUGCAACAGUAUGGAUAACGCUAAAAGAAGCAUAAGUCAGCUGUUGGAAGCUGGUGUCGUGUGCAACAACGCCAUUAUUCAAAAUGAUACUCUCUUGGGACAACCAACAGAGGGUGCUCUGCUAGCAGCAGCUAUGAAAAACGGACAGUACUCCGCAGCGGAUAACUAUCUUCGGAUACAGGAGUAUCCGUUCAGUUCCGAACAGAAAAUGAUGGCUGUGAAAGCGGUACCAAAGUACGCGAACAAUAAAGAGGAACUUUACUUUGUCAAAGGUGCCAUCGAGAUGGUGCUGCCCCAAUGUACCAAGUUCUGGUACGGUGGCCAGCCGAUGACGUUGAGCAAACAGAACGAGGCCGAAUUUCUGCAGGAAGCGUACGAAAUCGGUAGGAAAGGCUUGCGGGUGUUGGCCAUCGCUAGGGGAUCAUCGUUCCAGGAUUUGGUUUAUCUGGGUUUGGUCGGCAUCACUGAUCCACCCAGGCCUCUGGUACGGGAAUCGAUCGAGAUGCUGCGUGCCAGCGGAGUGCUGGUCAAAAUGGUAACCGGCGAUGCGCAGGAGACGGCAAUGGCAAUCGCCGCAAAGAUUGGAUUGGACAUCGUCCACAUGCAGGCCAUGUCCGGCCAAGAGAUCGACCAGAUGAGCGAAAUCCAGCUGGAGAAGAUGAUCAACACGGUGAGUGUGUUCUAUCGAGUCACUCCCAAGCACAAGCUGUCCAUCGUGAAAGCCUUGCAGCACAAUGGCCACAUCGUCGGUAUGACCGGCGAUGGCGUCAACGAUGGAGUGGCCCUGAAGAGAGCCGACAUUGGAAUCGCUAUGGGCAAAAACGGCACGGACGUGUGCAAGGAGGCGGCGGAUAUGAUUCUUGUGGAUGAUGAUUUCCACACUAUAAUAGCGGCCAUCGAGGAGGGAAAGGGAAUUUUCUGGAACAUUAGGAAUUUUGUAAGAUUUCAGCUGAGUACGUCAAUUGCGGCUCUCUCGUUGAUCGCCCUCUCGACUUUGAUGGGAAUCUCAAACCCGCUGAAUGCAAUGCAAAUCCUGUGGAUCAAUAUCAUUAUGGACGGUCCGCCGGCGCAGUCUCUCGGUGUUGAACCGGUUGAUCAGGAUGUGCUCAAACAGAAACCUCGCAACGUGAAGCAGGCAAUGAUUUCGAAAUCUCUUAUCAUCAACGUGCUGCUGUCGGCGGGCAUCAUCAUUCUGGGAACGCUUUGGGUGUUCCAGCGGGAGAUGGCCGACGGGACAGGCGUCACAAGCCGGGACACCACAAUGACCUUCACCUGUUUCGUGCUGUUUGAUAUGUGGAACGCACUCAGCUGUCGAUCACAAACCAAGAGUGUGUUUCAGAUCGGCCUGCUCACGAACCGGAUGUUCCUGCUGGCGGUGGCUUUCUCGCUGCUCGGCCAGCUUCUGGUCAUCUAUUUCCCACCGCUGCAGAUGGUGUUCCAGACCGAGGCGUUGUCUGCGAUGGAUCUCGUGUUUCUUGUGUCGCUCACCUCCAGCGUGUUUGUCGUGUCCGAGCUGAAGAAAUGGUUCGAGCGCACCAUGGAGCGGCGAAUGUACAGGAAGCGCAACGAACUGGAUUUCGUAUGACAAACAGCUCACGCUGGAAGAUUGCAUAAAGACUAAGCUAAGCUGAUAAAAGAUAAGAUCAAAAGCAACAUCUAAAUACCGACAUCCGGCACACAUUUCGACACAGUUUAAAACACUGUACAAGAGACUUAUUUAAGCUUAACGUUCAAAUCGGAUAAAGGAAAGAAAGAAAGAAUAUGGAAGAGAGGAAUGACUUGGACUAAAGAUCGACUAAUUGCGUAUUUUUUUUCAAUCAAUUUUAAUUUUCGAACAAAAUUUUUAACCUAUAAUUAGGAGCAUCCUCGCCAGCAAAAGCGUGAACGGAACAUUCUACAGGUGACAAGCUAAAAGUAUAAUGAAAUUAAAUGAUAUUCAUUUCUAUUCCGUAAGAAAUAAUUCGAUACAAACAUGUCCUAGUAGCACGUCGAAUAUUUUUCAUCUUUUUUUACACUGUUUACAAGGACUAAAUAGGUUUACUUAGAGUUAUGUAUGAAGUGCUUGUGUAGAUAUUUUGCACAGGCUAGUAGAUUGUUGGCUUAUCUCAUCUCAUCGAAAAGUUAGUUUAAUUUUAGCACAUAGGCGGGACAUCUGUAUCCGCGUCCAAUGAUAGCUGACUAUAACGAGAGAAACAUUUAUUAAACGAAGAAGUAUGGCAGCCAUGUAA
Armigeres subalbatus is the source of this 4390-nucleotide messenger RNA. RefSeq names its product calcium-transporting ATPase type 2C member 1 (gene SPoCk). Lineage: Eukaryota; Metazoa; Arthropoda; Insecta; Diptera; Culicidae. Gene Ontology annotation, cellular component: endoplasmic reticulum; Golgi membrane; plasma membrane. Gene Ontology annotation, molecular function: P-type calcium transporter activity; ATP binding; ATP hydrolysis activity. The transcript has 10 exons. The record is from RefSeq and is a predicted model, not a curated record. Gene Ontology annotation, biological process: manganese ion transport; calcium ion transmembrane transport; intracellular calcium ion homeostasis. The coding region runs from base 769 to 3747 and encodes 992 amino acids.